CAAUGUCCACGAUUUCAAAACCAGGAUUACGAACGAAAUGCAUAAUAUCCUAUAUUUCUGAUCGCAUUAUGGCAGGAUUACAUGUUUUUUGUAUUAUUAUUAUUAUUGUGAAUGGCUUUAUAGGGCACGUUUCCUUGAAGUCCCGCGCGCAUGCGCUUUGAUCCCCUCCUAUUUUAUAAAAAAAAAAAAAUCAGACGAAAAUGGCUACCUUUCUCAUUUAAACCUCUGUCCUAGAAGAUUAAAUAAAGAUGAAAUACCCGGCGCAUAAUGUAAACCAGGAUCAAGUCAAUAUCCAUGGAUUAUAGGGCGUAGAAUGCAUCCGUUUGUAUCAUGAUGUUGUGGCGGUCAAGAAUGGAAAAUCUAUCCGUUUCAUAUUUAACCCAUUGCAUCCAUGAUCCGCCUUCAAAUUAGAAAAUGAUGCACCAAGUCACUAGCAGCAGCAAUGACUAUUGCAUGAGUGGCCUUGCAGAGGAAUGUCAACACCCAACCAGCCACUUUGACUUAUGUAGCUCGCAAUCCAACAAAUUCUACCCUUCGCCCCCACCUCCUACUCUACAGCUGCCUCGCCCUAACCUACCCCCUCUUCCACAGGGCAUGCACAAACCCAUGCCGUGUCAAAUGCAACAAGAGACCCAGAAUGAGUUCCACGCUCAGACAGUGAGGAUCCGAGGGCCCAGUGAGGCUCCAACUGGGCCAGAGAGCUCCAAGAAAAAAAAAGGAAGUGUCGUCAAAUCCGGCCGUAGAGGGAGACCCUCGGGGACCACUAAGUCAGCCGGUUACCGGACAAGCACCGGACGUCCGUUGGGGACCACGAAAGCUGCGGGGUUCAAGACCAGUCCCGGCAGGCCUCUGGGUACAACCAAAGCGGCGGGCUACAAGGUUAGCCCUGGGAGGCCUCCUGGUAGCAUCAAGACUCUGGCUCGGCUCAAGAAACUGGAGUAUGGGAGCUGUGAUGGUACCAAGAAACUAGACUUCAGUAACUGCGGCGGCGGAGCCAAGAAACUGGACUAUGCCAGCUGCGAAGUGGCACCUUUCCCUUACACCCUGAUGCAGAAACGAGGCUUGCGUGAGUCUACUGGCAAAGUGGAGGAAACUAACGAGUAGUUAUGCCUGUGUUUCUAUCUAUUGCCUAGAACUCAUAUUUGAGUGCUUGUCCUAAAGGAUGUUGAUGACCAGAAGGGACUCAUGUAGCCAAAAUAUGGGUUGACUUUUGGAUAGGUCUGGCACUGGCUACCUAAGAAUGGCUCCUCCUCUCUUCAAUGUACUCUGCUGAUAUCGUCACCAUUUACUCUGUCCCUAUCCAAAGACUGAAAUCGCUCUCUUUUUUUUCUCAAUAAGUUUGCUAUCUUAUUUUACAGAGAUUGCAUGGUGAGACAUAUAAUAAAUACAAUCAAUAUACUUUAGCUAAACAGGAAUGAGAGAAAUAGCCUACUAUUCAUCAUAAUCUGUUCAAAUGCUCGCUGUCUGGAGAAGGGUUGUUGUUUUGUUCAAAUGUUUAAAUAUCUGAUCUGUUUUAUUCAUCUGUUUAUGUUAUGCUCUGAUAUAAUGUGCUUUAUUAUUAGUAGUCUUCUUGUCAUUGAAAACAUUUGUCGGAGUAGAAAACAACACAAAAAAACUAGCAAAACGUGAAUCUUAAGCUUCUCCCAGAGUGCAUGUGGCAGUGUUUGUGUCUUUUUGUGUUGUCUGGUAUGACAUGUAUUUCAUUUGUGUUUAUAUGCAGCAUUACGAGACAUGGGACUGGAUUCAAUGCGAUAUAACAUUGUUAUAACACAGUUUCUGUCAUUUCGCUUGAACUGUGCAUCUGAAAACCUCUCAUAAUACUUAUUUGACGACAUAGCAAUUGUUAUUUCUAACACUUUGUAAAUAUGAAUGGUUUUUGUCUUCUCAAUGUAAUGUAUUAUUCUUUGUUCUUACACGGUAACUAUCACUUGAUAAAAGCAAACCCAGAAUGAAAUGUCGUUAUGCUGUUGAGUAGGAGCUAUAAUUUUAGAGAGAAAACGCUAGGUGGUGGAGUAUGUGUAACGAUAUUGUAAUGUAUGUAUGACCCCCCCAAAAAUAAUGAAAUGGUCAUUCCAAAAUGA
Salmo salar (Atlantic salmon) is the source of this 2081-nucleotide messenger RNA. RefSeq names its product UPF0461 protein C5orf24 homolog. Lineage: Eukaryota; Metazoa; Chordata; Actinopteri; Salmoniformes; Salmonidae. The record is from RefSeq and is a predicted model, not a curated record.